Molecule: messenger RNA, 1322 nt
Organism: Argiope bruennichi
Lineage: Eukaryota; Metazoa; Arthropoda; Arachnida; Araneae; Araneidae
Gene: BI-1
Product: bax inhibitor 1-like
Exons: 8
Coding region: 179-871 (230 amino acids)
Biological process (GO): negative regulation of RNA splicing; negative regulation of endoribonuclease activity; negative regulation of apoptotic signaling pathway
Cellular component (GO): mitochondrial membrane
Molecular function (GO): enzyme binding
Source: RefSeq, a predicted model, not a curated record
UCACGUCACAAGAUCGAGAAGAAGGAGUACGUGUGUCUUUGCAAUCGCAUUUUUUUAAAACGUUUCCUAUUUCCUCUUUCGUCACAUAGAAUAUACUAGAUUGUUUUUAGGUAUCAUCAGUUGAGAGUGCGUCAAAUUCAAGUGUUCUGUAUUGCGAGUUAUCCACACGAAUUUAAACAUGGAUGUAAAUUCUUUUUUCCGAAUCAUGAGCAUUAAAAUGGAGCCUCCACUUCAGCAUCAUAUGAAAAAUGUGUAUUCAUGCGUGGCUCUAUCUACACUUUCGGCAGCUGUUGGUGCAUUUGUUCAUGUAGCCACCGGGCUAUUAUCUGGUGGACUGUUAAGUGCAUUGGGAUCAUUAGGAUUCAUGUUUGCCCUAAUGAAUACUCCAGAUGAUGGGAAAAAUACGAAAUUAAGAUUGGGCUAUUUGAUAGCUUUUGCUUUCCUCUCAGGUCUGGGAUUGGGUCCUCUUCUGGACGUUGUCAUUGCCGUAGAGCCAGCUAUAAUUCCUACAGCAUUCUUUUCAACCUGCCUUGUUUUUACAUGUUUCACUCUUGCAUCAAUGUUCAGUAAUCAGCGUCAGUAUAUUUAUCUUGGAGGAACAUUGAUGUCCUUGUUGUCUGUAAUGACGAUCUCAGCACUUUUGAACAUUUUUAUGGGCUCUUAUAUUUUGUUCAAGGCUCACAUUUAUUUGGGUUUGCUUGUUAUGUGUGCAUUCAUUUUGUAUGAUACUCAGAUAAUCAUGGAGAAACGUCGUAAUGGCGAUAAAGAUUACAUCUGGCAUUCCGUUGGAUUAUUCCUUGAUCUCAUCCAGAUUUUCCGUUACAUUUUGAUUAUUUUGACCGAUAAGGAAAGUAACAAGAAAAAGAAGUAGUUGUUCUUUUUGGAGUCAUUUUAGAAGUGUGAAGCCUUGUGUAUUGUGUAAUUUUCUGUAUUAUAAAUUAGACUUUGGAUAGUUAUAUCUUUAUUACUUGAUUUAUGUUCUUUUAAUUAUGAAAUACCCGAGUCAGAAAUAAACAUUUUUACUUUUUAUGCAGUUUUUUUCCUGUGCGAGCCAAAAUGUGGUUAUAUUGCAAGUCAUACUAAUCGUAUAAUUUUAUGCAAGUUAUUUAAUAAUUAAACUUUCAUGAUAUAAAAAAAAAAACUAAAUGAAUUGAGCAGCAACACAUAAGAACACAUGCAGUUAUCUGUUUCUCAAUUUGAACAUGCUGUUAAUCAUUUCUGAAAAUUGCUCAAUCUAACCACAGUUUCACUUUAUGUUCUGCAGGACUUGUGAAUAGUUGUUUCUUUGUAAGAAUUUGUCAAUAAAAUGUUUUCCUAAAAUA